AGCCCUUUCUUUUUGAUCCGAAAGAGGUAACCCUGACACGAUUAGUUGAAAUCAUAAAACCGAAACUGAUCAUCUGCGGAAAGAAUGAGCACUCGACUGUUGAAGAAGCACUAGGGAACAUACUUGAAAGAAAUGGGGAUUGUUACUGUGUUUCUUUCGGCACUUCCGAUUCCAACAAAAUGGCAGGAACAUUUUGUAGCCACAAGGAGUUCUUAAAGAAUGGAGAGGCUGUGUCAGAAGAACAACUACAGUCUUCCAAACGCCAUGUUUCACAAGACGAUAAUGCGUGGAUGUUAUCGUCAACUGGAACAACAGGACAACCGAAACUGAUAUAUGUGGGGCAUCAUGCAUUGGUGAACUUUGCCAAAUUUUCUGUCAUCAGAAAGAAUCCCCAGAAGAAGCCGCAAGUCGAAGCGUGGCUUAACACUAACAACGAUGACAUCAUGCCUGUCACCCAGGCUCUGGCUAUUUUGUAUCACUGGAGGUUGGAUCACGUGGGCCUCAUGCUGCCGAGUACUCUCGACUACACAGCGGAAAGUGUGCAGACACUCACAGAGAUCAUUGAAAGAGAGAAGAUCACGACGAUAUCUAUGCUGCCUUUUUGGGUUGUUGGGUUCAUGGAACAAGAUACAACUUCCAGAUACAAUCUGUCGUCGCUCAGAUCCGGUUUACUUGUUACCCAGGCUGUGAGCAAAGAAGUUCGACGGAAAAUAGCUGAGGAAUAUUCCGAUUUUGUGGUAGGUUUCGGGGCAACUGAGUUCCUGACGGCCAUGACCACGUCUCCUGACAUGACGACAAGGGAGCAGUUCAUCUCGUCGGCGGGAUAUGCUAUGCCGCAUGUUGAGAUCAAGGUGAUAAAUGAUGAGGGUGACAUCCUAACGGUCAACAGUAUUGGGGAGCUGUGUUUCCGGGGCUGGCCACGGUUCAAUGGAUAUCAUACCAGUUCCGCCAAUACACAGAAGGUCCUUGACGCGCGGAACUGGUUCCAUUCUGGUGAUAUUGGAAGCAUGGAUUCCACUGGUCACGUGGAAGUAUUGGGUCGUAAGUCAGACUGCAUCCGCUACAAAAAGAAGGGCGAUGUCGUCUACCCGGAAGUUGUUGAAGCUGCAGUGAGACAACACGGGAAAGUUCGAGACGUGAAGGUCGUGGGUGUGAGCGACGACAAAUUUGGUGUUGCCAUUGUUGCUUGCGUCAUAUUACGCGAGGGUGCUGUAGCCAAGAGCGAGGACAUAACGACAUUUCUGCUCACUAAGCUGCUUGAAAGGGACCGACCAGACCGUGUUCUAUUCUUAGAUGAGUUUCCAAAAGUUGGAGCACGAAAGAAGGUGUCCCGACCUCAGUUGACAGACAUUGUCAAGAAGAUACUCGUAUCUGAUGUGUGAGCGCAUGCGCCAAGUGUACCACAUUGUGACAUUGUAGGAAUAUCGCGGUGGAUAUAUAUUUCCUACUUUUUUUUAAAUUUUACGUUUCUAGUUCACUUUUUAAGAGAUGCGGCUAUAAAUCCAUCUAAACAAUAACGUAUUUGCACACAAAAACAAUACAAUAAGACAGUUUGACAGAAAAUGGAAAAAAUUGGCAAAUGAAUUGUCUGGUUAAUAUGUCUCUA
Molecule: messenger RNA, 1606 nt
Organism: Haliotis rufescens (red abalone)
Lineage: Eukaryota; Metazoa; Mollusca; Gastropoda; Lepetellida; Haliotidae
Product: medium-chain acyl-CoA ligase ACSF2, mitochondrial-like
Exons: 15
Coding region: 180-1382 (400 amino acids)
Biological process (GO): fatty acid metabolic process
Molecular function (GO): medium-chain fatty acid-CoA ligase activity
Source: RefSeq, a predicted model, not a curated record